GAUUCUUGGCUAUCUCGUUAUCAGGCCGGAGCUUCUCAUCUGGACCGACCCUUAGAACGUGCUUCUGCGUAUUGUGCUAUUUUUCGUAUGAGAUUUCUAAUGACACCAUCAAGAAGUGAACAGGUAGAAUGGGAGGACUGGAUCCAGGUCGCCGAGCCAGGACUUCGAAAGCGAAUCCAGAAUCGCAUGUCUCAGCGCAGACACCGCGAACGAAAACGCCUUCAGAACCAGUCUGUUCAUCUGGAAUUAGGCUCUGCAGCGGCUUCAGAUCCGACAGCGACUGUGGACAGCGGUGCCAACGAAGUGGCGGCUAUUCCCAGAGGCGUUGCUGCAACUGUUACGAAUAGGAAAUAUACAUCUCGGUGUUUGACGCAACCUGAUGCACACGACGCGUCCGACAGUCAGACGUCCACCUUGGAUUCCAACAAGGAGCUGAACUUGCCCGAAUUUGACCCACAACUCUCCAUCGAUGACCUACUAGAUGGAGCUACCUAUCCGGAGACGAUUUCACCUCGCAUGCCUGGGGACGAAACGAGCACGGCACUGCCCAGCCAGGACUACGUCCCCAUGGACUGUCACCUGUCCGGACCAGUAUCCUCACCGAUUCCCUUCCUGUUCGACUCCGAAAAUGUAAAGUCCAGCAUGGGAUCUGUCGUUGGCAUCGACCAAGGGUCAUAUACCCCUCCUAGUCAAGUUCCCGCCGAUCCCUGGCGGGCACCGCAAGGCCAGUGUCGCUCAUUCUGCGAGCUAGGGAACUGGUGUUCGUCCCGUCACUCAACCAACCCUAAUUCCACGCGCACAGUUCCCAAAGUCCAUCAGACAACCCCGCAUAGUACUCUACACCCAGCAAGUAUCGAGAGCAGAGCCUGUAUGAACUGCGGUUGCCAUGUGUACCACAAUCGAGAGGAUCUCAAUCAGCUACACCGGAUAAUCCAGGAAAGCCCGGCGUUGUCCGAACUAGCUCGACAAUCUAAUGUGACGAUCAAGUUGGGAGUUCCCUCGCAGACGGAUCGCAGGGGUUUCCCGAGGCUCUCUAGUGCUAGAGUGGGUCCACCGUCGCCACCGCUGACAACAGAUACACGGUAUUAUCUGGAUGAGAAUUCGGAGGACCAGCAGCGAGUGAUUGUGGUGUAUAUUGGGAAUGCGAAUGAGCAUGAGUGAACGAAGCUCAUCAGUUAGAGGAAUGCGUCAAUACUUAGUUAGAUUCUUCCGAAAUUGCAAAUUUCGUCUAGACUUCGAGCUCGCGGCGAGACACAUUUAGAAUUAUCGCCAAGCACUAGCGAGACGAUACAUAAUAUUAUGGAAACGCGAAACCCUACUGCGUGCAAACCUGGUACACAAGACUAUGAAUCAGUAAUUAGAGCCUUAUAAAAAGCAUAAUGUCAGAUAUGACACCGCUCUAUAGAAGUUUUAUAUUUGGCUGCCUC
Messenger RNA from Paecilomyces variotii, 1427 nucleotides. RefSeq lists its product as hypothetical. Gene Ontology annotation, molecular function: DNA-binding transcription factor activity. Bases 88 to 1161 code for a protein of 357 amino acids. Gene Ontology annotation, biological process: regulation of DNA-templated transcription. The transcript has 4 exons. NCBI's taxonomy places the organism in Eukaryota, Fungi, Ascomycota, Eurotiomycetes, Eurotiales, Thermoascaceae. The record is from RefSeq and is a predicted model, not a curated record.